Molecule: messenger RNA, 1231 nt
Organism: Gavialis gangeticus (Gharial)
Lineage: Eukaryota; Metazoa; Chordata; Crocodylia; Gavialidae
Product: vasotocin-neurophysin VT-like
Exons: 3
Coding region: 269-808 (179 amino acids)
Cellular component (GO): extracellular region; secretory granule
Molecular function (GO): neurohypophyseal hormone activity
Source: RefSeq, a predicted model, not a curated record
AAAGCAGAAUCAGGCCCGUCCCCCCCCCUCCUGUUCAGGAGUCUCCGGUGGGGAUUUUGCACUAGACUGGCAGCAUUAUUCCCCGCCGAGCAGCGUGUCUGCCUGUGCCUCUGCACUGAAUCACCUCAAUUACAGGAUUUGCUGGAAGUCGAGUUUGGGAGAGACGACGGUGAGCCCGGCCCUCUGGACGCGGUGACAAAGCCCCAGGGAGGGGCCGAGGCAGCGCAGAGACGGGUAUAAAGAUGCAGCGGGUUCAGCAAGGAGCCAGAUGCCAACAACAGGUGCUUGGAAGGCAGCAUCGCUUCCCUCUGCGCCCGCCACGAUGCCAGAAGCCUCCCUCCCCGUGUACUUCCUCUGCCUCCUCGCCUUGUCCUCAGCCUGCUACAUCCAGAACUGCCCUCGAGGAGGGAAGCGAGCCUUCCCCGACACAGAGAUCAGACAGUGCAUGCCCUGUGGCCCUGGGAACAGAGGGAACUGCUUUGGCCCCAACAUCUGCUGCGGGGAGGAGCUGGGCUGCUACGUGGGCACUGCUGAGACCCUGCGCUGCGUGGAGGAGAACUACCUCCCGUCCCCGUGCGAGACUGGGGGCAAAGCCUGCGGCGCAGGGGGCAGGUGUGCUGCACCCGGGAUCUGCUGCAGUGACGACAGCUGCGCCAUGGAUCCCGUCUGCCUGGACGAAGACGGCGACAAAAAUCGGCAGCUCUCAGAGAAGAACCUGACCCUCCUGGACGGCUCGGCCGGCGACCUCCUGCUCAAGCUGAUGCACCUGGCCAACCGGCAGCAGCAGGGCAAGCACCAGGUCUACUGAAGGGAGGGUGGCGACGUCGCGAAGCAUUCACACAGCCAAGGGGGCGCGUCGGGUCCGCAGCCCCCCAAGGGGGGCAGGGGCACAAGCCCUUGAGGUCCUUGUAAAUACACGGCCAAUAAAUAUUUUACUGCACUGCGCUCGUCUGCUCUGUGCUGUGACGUUUGCCCUGGAGGCCUGGGCCGCGGGAGUCCAAUUCACCUGGGGUCCUGCAAGCUGGCUUUGAAAAGCAGGGUGUAAACCCCGCCCCGGGAAACCGACUGCUGAGCGGCCUGGACGGGAGGCCGGUUGCUCUGCAGCCAGCGCAGCCCCCAGACUCGUUAGCGCUCGGCCUCCCAGCCUCGCUCAGCUGGGGGCCCACAGAGCCCCUGUGCCAUCCCCACGCAGACCCCCAAAGAGUUGCCACGUCCCUCUGCUUUAAACGGC